Suillus fuscotomentosus is the source of this 381-nucleotide messenger RNA. RefSeq lists its product as uncharacterized. Lineage: Eukaryota; Fungi; Basidiomycota; Agaricomycetes; Boletales; Suillaceae. The record is from RefSeq and is a predicted model, not a curated record. The transcript has 2 exons. The annotation marks the transcript as partial.
CUCCAGAAAAUGAAGGACUCUAUGGAGUUUGUUCUGGCACUCAAGAAUGCAUCUUUGGAUGAUCCACUUGCCAAGCUCAGUGAUGAUGUUCUGGAUAGACUGCGGAAUCCGCCUCAAGGGCCCAUCAUUAUCGACAGCCCUGGUGUGCGCCAGAGCAUCUCUAUGUACCUAGCACUUGAACAUGGCUCUCAAGAGGCAGCCACCAUGCGCAAUUUUGAGGGUGCUAAUGGUACUGAAGAGAUCCUCAGUUUCUACAACGUCGAGAAGCUUAUUCACCAGCACACUGGUGUUGAAUCGAUUGAUCAUGACAUGUGCCCAGAGUCAUGUUUAGCAUUCACAAGCCCAUUCGCCCAUCUGGAGAGCUGUCCAAUGUGCAGCUCA